AUGGAUAUUAUUAAUUCAAUGAAUAAUAUGCUACCACUAACAGAUAACCAGUGUAGUGUAGGUAGACUUUGUCUGGCUAAGUUUGUACAGGAUAACAGAUGGUGUCGAGGAAUGAUAAUCUCUAGAUGUGAUAAUGGACAGUUUAAUGUGUACUCAGUAGACUAUGGAGAUAAAGAAACAGUACCUAGAAAUCAUAUAAUGCAAAUCACUGAUGAACUUUUGAAGCUGCCAUUUCAAGCCAUUGCAUGUAAAUUAUGGUGCAUCACUCCAUCAGAAGGUGAUGGUUGGACAGUGGAAGCUGGUGAUGCAUUGUGGGACUUAACAACCAAUAAAGGCAAUAAAAAGUUGAUGGUUGCUAAGGUAUAUUCUAAAGAGACGUCUAGAGUAUGUGGUACUACUGUGCGCUGUUAUAACUUGGAGUUAUACGAUACAAGUACAAAAUAUGACAUUGUAAUUAGUCAAGAGCUUGCAUUUAUGGGGCAUGCUGUGGGCUCCAAACCUUCUGCCAAGAUGAUAUUUCCUGGUAUGAAUGAUAUGAAUUUACUUCUAAAUCUGAGUGUUGACUCCUUACCAACGGCAUUGCCGAAUUUAUGUGCAAUUAUCUAUACUUCUAAGGACAUCCAGCAGAAAGUAUCCGCUGCUAACUUCAUUCGCCAAACCAUUUUGCAGAGUGAUAUGGAAUGCAUAUUACAACAUGGAAACUUAGGAGUACUCACUCAGGUACUGGGAUACUGCGGAAUGCCAGAAGUACAGGAGUCAUUAUUAACAUGUCUGGAGCAUCUCAGCAUGCAUAGUGAAAGUGUACGCUUUGAAAUAUCCAAUGAAGGUGGAAUAAAGGCAUUAUGCAGAAUGCUGUUGCGGAGAUGUGAAGAACCAACUAUAGAGCUAGUGUUGAAAACUUUGAGAAAUUUUGCAGUGGAAAAAAGAUACUGCCAGGAAGUGUUAGCAGAGGGUGGUGUACAUGCAGUUUUAGUGUUAUUACCUCGCAUGAAAACUUCUACUUGUAUUGUAUCAGGAUUGCUGAUGUUAUCCACAGUAUUGCCAAAACUGGACAGUUUUGAAGACUGUAUCAACAUUGAUGAAGUCAUACAGACUUCAAUACAACUGAUAUGCAGUAGACCCAAACUGUUAUUAAAAUCGGGAAUGCAGUUACUGAAACUAAUUUUUCCUAUGGCAAAGACUGUUAGAAAUGAACAAGACAUCUAUCGAAUAAUACAAAGUGCCAUAGAUGCUAUGGUUUUAGAUCCAAAGACAAGGCGUGUGUGCAGUUCUUUGAUGACCGAGUUUGGAGGAGAUGUUACUAAAAUGAAACGACCACUUCAUCCUGGAGAUAUAAACAGUCCUGUUACCCUGAGAAAACCAUUAUUAGAGCGCCCAAGCUUUGUGCAAGCUAAGGAAGACAUGAUUGACUUGCCACCACUAGAGGGCACCAUUGAAGAAAAUCUGUCUUGUGUUCACCCCAAGGUACUUUGGUCCCAAAGAAAAGAUCAAAUAAUGUUGAGUAUUCAGUUAACUGGAGUCAAAGAUAUGAAAUUGCUCGUAAAAGAUAAUGUCUUUAAAUUUAGUACAAUACUAGAUGGACGAAACUAUUGCGUUGAUGUAGAUUUGUACUGCACUAUUGAAAAUUACAAAUACAAGAUUACUGGAUGUGAAGUGUUAGUGGAAUUAAUCAAACACCAGAAAGAUACCAAGUGGCCACGAUUACUCCAAACUAAACAAAAGGUACCUUAUAUAUCUAUUGACUUUGAUAGAUGGCAGGAUGAUGAUUCUGAUACAGAAAAGGUGUUUCAAAGAGAAUUAUUGGAGAAAUCACGACGCAGACUGAAUGCUUCCCUGUUAGAUGAAAGCGAUUCCGAUGACAGCACAGACAGCGAUGAUAGUUGUUCAUACAGUGGGCACCGGGAAGAAAAAGUGUUAUUUGAUGAUCUUCGCAUGGGGGAUGUUUAUCUGGAGUGGUGA
Saccoglossus kowalevskii is the source of this 1959-nucleotide messenger RNA. RefSeq lists its product as uncharacterized. Gene Ontology annotation, biological process: germ-line stem cell division. The record is from RefSeq and is a predicted model, not a curated record. Gene Ontology annotation, molecular function: ATP binding; nucleic acid binding. NCBI's taxonomy places the organism in Eukaryota, Metazoa, Hemichordata, Enteropneusta, Harrimaniidae.